GUCCAGGGCGCCCAGCAAUUAAUAUUAGUAGAGACCAGUUGGAGAUGUUAUUAUCACAAGGUCUUACUGCGAAGAAAAUGGCAAAGUCUUUCAGGUGCAGUGUGGCUACAAUUUACAAGAGAUGCUAUGAAGAAAACUUGAAAUUUAGAUUUAAGUAUUCCACCAUUAUUGAUGAAGAACUGAAAAUUAUAAUGGGAGGGUUGCUCGAAAAACACCCUAAUUGUGGCAGUGUGAUGAUGGAAGGAUAUCUGAAAUCUGAGGGAAUUAUAUUACAAAGAAAACGAAUUAGAAAAAUUUUAUGUGAAAUUGAUCCUAUUGGGACAGCAAGCAGAUGGAGUGGAACAAUAAAAAGAAGAUUGUAUAAAGUUGCUACACCAAAUUCUUUGUGGCACAUGGAUGCUCAUAUGAAGUUAUCGAGGUGGGGAUUUGUUACACAUGGCUGUAUUGAUGGAUAUUCCAGAGUCAUCAUUUAUGUUUCUUGUACCACAUCUGUCACUGCAGAAACCGUUAUAAAUUUAUUUGUUCCUGCUGUAAAAAAAUAUGGAUUACCUUCGCGUAUGAGAUCUGAUCAUGGAUUAGAAAAUUUGUUCGUUGCUAUACUGAUGAAUUCUGUUCGUGGCUUACGGAGAGGUAGUCAUAUAACAGGAAGGUCAGUGCACAACCAAAGAAUUGAACGGCUAUGGGUUGAUGUUUUUAAGCAAGUCAUCAACAA
This is a messenger RNA of Leptinotarsa decemlineata (Colorado potato beetle), 712 nucleotides long. RefSeq lists its product as uncharacterized. NCBI's taxonomy places the organism in Eukaryota, Metazoa, Arthropoda, Insecta, Coleoptera, Chrysomelidae. The record is from RefSeq and is a predicted model, not a curated record.